Molecule: messenger RNA, 1267 nt
Organism: Labrus bergylta (ballan wrasse)
Lineage: Eukaryota; Metazoa; Chordata; Actinopteri; Labriformes; Labridae
Gene: nudt18
Product: nudix (nucleoside diphosphate linked moiety X)-type motif 18
Molecular function (GO): 8-oxo-dGDP phosphatase activity; magnesium ion binding; 8-oxo-GDP phosphatase activity
Source: RefSeq, a predicted model, not a curated record
CUCAGCCGGUCGGUGUCAAAUGUCAAAACAAAGCAGAAAGCUCCGAGUGUCCGAAUGUAAAGCUAACCCGGUUUAUAAUCACAGAGAGAAAUGGAGGUGUCGGAGGAGGAGCGGAGGCAGGUGGAGGAGCAGGUGGAGAAGAUGAUGAGCGGUCAGGGGUCGGAGGUCACCUUGUGUGACGUGGGCCUGGAUCAGAGCAAACCUGCAACUCUGAGGAAGAACGUCACCUACAUCGUCGCUGCUGUGAUCUUCAACGACAAGGAGGAGGUGCUGAUGGUGCAGGAGGCGAAGCAGGACUGUUAUAAGCAGUGGUACCUGCCUGCAGGGAGGAUGGAGGUGGGAGAGAGCCUGGUGGAGGCGCUGAUGAGGGAGGUGAAGGAGGAGGCGGGCUUUGAUUGUGAGCCGAUCACUUUGCUGCUGAUCCAGGAGCAGGGACCACAGUGGAUCCGCUUCAUCUUCCUGGCCAGAGUCACAGGUGGGACUUUAAAGAAUCUGUCAGCAGCAGAUCAGGAGUCUCUUCAGGCGUCCUGGUGGGACAGACAGUCGGCUCUCUCUCUGAGAGGACGAGACAUCCUCCGACUCAUCGACUGUGGACUCAAGUACCGUCGGGAUCCAUGGCACCCAGUCACCUUACCGAUGGACAUGAGCUGCCGCCACGUGGUGCAGAAGUUGGUGCUGGUCUAUACGAACAAUGACGACAUCUGGGUCCUGGUCAUUAAAGCCCCGGCGCUCCACCUCCCCACAGCGGCGGCAGUAAAGACCCACGCGGUGACCUGGGCGGCCAACAUGGUGGUGCAGGAAGCCAUGCCCAAAGCGUACUACGACCACGACGUCAACACGCUGGGCGCUUUCAGCCUGCAGCACAACGGCCGGCAGCACGGGAAGACUGACGGCGUGUGCUUUAACACGCUGGUGGCUCUGGUACCCGACCACGUCCAGCGCAACGAGGACGGAGAGAAGGUGGAGUGGAAGGGGACGGAGCGGCCUCCACCUGUAGAGAACUCUCGAUACAUCUGGUGUGAAGUCCGGAAAAAAACACUGAAAGAGAAAUUGUUGAAAAUGACCAAAAACAUGUCGAUCUUACCCGUCCACAGCCUCUACUGACCAAAUAAUACUGCUGCGGUGCUCGCCUUUACAGACGUAUUGUGAAAAGAAACAGGCUAACUGUGGGCUUUUAUUGUGAAAUAAAUUAUUUAUCAUUCAGAGUUGAAAGAGUUAACAUGUGAACACAGAGCAAUAAACCUAAAUGUUUAUGUUUGACUUUAAA